Messenger RNA from Sceloporus undulatus (fence lizard), 3827 nucleotides. RefSeq names its product Wnt family member 5A (gene WNT5A). Gene Ontology annotation, biological process: neuron differentiation; cell fate commitment; multicellular organism development. The record is from RefSeq and is a predicted model, not a curated record. Lineage: Eukaryota; Metazoa; Chordata; Lepidosauria; Squamata; Phrynosomatidae. Gene Ontology annotation, molecular function: cytokine activity; frizzled binding. The transcript has 5 exons. Gene Ontology annotation, cellular component: extracellular region. The coding region runs from base 145 to 1401 and encodes 418 amino acids.
CCGGGGUUUCCGUCUGGCGGGAGGGCCUUUCCCCAAGCCGGGGGUCUGCGCUUAGCCAGGGCCUGGAAGAAGAAGAGCGCAGCCCCUCCGACAGCCGCCGGGCUAAGGGGAGUCGGCACCGUCGGGAAAGCCACUUUCUAACCCAUGAAGCCCCUUCAGCUACUUUCUAACCCAUUGGAACCGACGAGGACCUUCGGCCAUCGAGGCAUUUCAUCCCAAGUAGCCUCGCUCGGGGAAAGCCGCCCAGGUUUUAAGUCCCUGGCAGCCCCGGUCCGAGGGGGAGCUUGCUCGACGGGAGCCAUGCCUUCUCCCAAGGCCCUCUUCUUGGCCCUGGCCAUCUUCGCCUCCCUCAUCCAAGUGGUCAUAGAAGCCAGCUCCUGGUGGUCUCUGGGCAUGAACCACAUGAAUCCUAUGAACCCCGUUCAGAUGCCUGAGGUGUACAUCAUUGGAGCCCAGCCGCUGUGUAGCCAGUUAGCAGGCCUCUCACAAGGACAAAAGAAACUCUGCCACUUAUAUCAGGACCACAUGCAGUACAUUGGCGAGGGAGCAAAGACGGGGAUAAAGGAAUGCCAAUAUCAGUUUCGCCAUAGAAGAUGGAAUUGUAGCACCGUGGAUAAUAACUCUGUUUUUGGCAGAGUCAUGCAGAUAGGCAGCCGGGAGACUGCCUUCACUUACGCAGUCAGUGCCGCUGGGGUUGUUAAUGCUAUGAGCCGUGCCUGCCGAGAGGGGGAGCUUUCUUCCUGUGGUUGCAGCCGGGCUGCCAGACCAAAAGAUCUGCCUCGGGACUGGCUAUGGGGUGGCUGCGGGGACAACAUUGAUUAUGGAUACCGCUUUGCCAAGGAGUUUGUGGAUGCUCGUGAACGAGAGAGAAUAUACCAGAAAGGGUCUUAUGAGAGUGCCAGGAUCUUAAUGAAUCUCCAUAACAAUGAAGCAGGGAGGAGAACAGUGUAUAGUUUGGCGGAUGUGGCCUGUAAAUGUCAUGGUGUGUCUGGAUCCUGCAGUUUGAAGACUUGUUGGCUACAGCUGGCUGACUUUCGCAAGGUUGGAGAUGCACUGAAGGAGAAAUAUGACAGUGCAGCAGCUAUGAAAAUCAAUCUCCGGGGCAAAUUGGUGCAAGUGAACAGCCGCUUCAAUGCACCAACAAUCCAUGACCUGGUGUACAUUGACCCCAGCCCUGACUACUGUGUGCGCAAUGAGAGCACUGGUUCCUUGGGCACGCAGGGCCGGCUGUGCAACAAGACUUCAGAAGGCAUGGAUGGCUGCGAACUCAUGUGUUGCGGCCGGGGCUAUGACCAAUUCAAGACGGUGCAGACGGAGCGCUGCCACUGCAAAUUCCAUUGGUGCUGCUACGUGAAAUGCAAGAAGUGCACAGAGAUUGUGGACCAGUUUGUCUGCAAAUAGGUGGAAAUGGGUGGGAGGAGCUGUUCUGAUCUACCAGCAGGGGGAUGGGGGUGGGACUGCCCCAAGAGGAUCUCCACUCUUAUUUAUAGAGCCCAAUGGGUUGCUUUUCCUGUUUAUAUAUAUAUUAAAAAAUUGUGCAAAGAGAAGUGAUGGGAAUCCUUGCUGCAUCCAGUUCAGACUGUGCAUAGUUUUAUAUAUAUAUUUUUUUCUAUAAUGGGGGAAAACAUGAGAUAAUAUUUAUUUUACACAAUUGGAAAUAAGACUUUAAAACAAAAAGACAGAGUAGCCUGAAGGAGGAAGUUCACCCUAUUUCCAUUUAGUCUCAUGAGACAUAGUCAGUAGAUGAGAUAUCCAUGUGCCAUGCUUUAGACCAGAACAUGAACCAGGUGGACUUGGUGACAUGUGUAAUAAGUUGUUCUUAGCCCACAUUUUCAAAAGGAAACAAUCAGAUACAACAUUAUUCUAGAUGAACGAAUCAGGGCUAAGCAAACUGUGGUUCUGGGGCCACAUCAUCCUGAAGGCUGUUUUUGCAACUCUAGACUCCUCCUAGACUUCUUGGAUCAUACUUUGUUUUCCCCAGAAAGCCUCCAGCAGUGGCAAUUACCAUUCCAACUGGGUGGCAGGACCUCCCUGCACUGUCCCAACAGCAAAAGCAUACCUAUUUUUCAGAACAAAAAGUGGUUUGGGGCCACUUCCAGGAAAUAUGGGGCAUUUUUGGCAUCCAUCAGGCCCUGCCAGGAUCCAAAGGGCAAAAAAUCGCCAAUCCUGGUCUAGAAAGUUUAGAAUGAAUCUUCCUGAAUAUCAGUUGCAUGGCAACUUGUGAAAGCAUGAGUGAAAGCACAAGAUUCCCCAAAGCUGAAGCUGUGUUGCUUGGUUACAUCUUAAAGGUCUAUUAAUCUAAUGUGGCAUUUUCCAUUUAUGCCUGAGAUAACCUGAAUAUGCAUUGUGGGGACGACACCAACAAAAAAAAUGCCCUUUCAAGAAUUUUAGAAUGGGAAGGUGCAGUUUUCUCAUAAGCACCACUCAUACAAUGCAUUUACGGUGCCAGAAGAAAGAGGAAAACCUGUUAACUAAUGGAGUUAGGACCAAUUCUUCCUUCAAGCAAUUUUGCAAAGCCAGGAGGAAGAAUAUCUGACUGCAUAGCAUAGAUCAAAGCAGAAUUUGGAACACAGCCAUUUCAUAAAAUAUGCAUAUGUCAUUUUAUGCACAUUUACAAAACAUUACUGCCUUACUUUGAAUAUGGAAGACGUAUCCAUGAAACUUCCUAAAGCACAUGUGCUAGUUUUGUUGUGUAUGCAGUCUGCAAAAUCCUUUUUUAAAAAAAGAAAAGAAAGAAUUAAUCUGAACCAAAUGAAUUAUUUGUCUUUAAAGUGCUAUGGGAAGUUGGAUCCCUUUCAAAAGUGGAAAUUGAUUAACACUGGAAUUUGGGAAAAUGUUGAUACAGUAUGAUGCAGUAGUCUGAUAUUUUAAUAACUGACUACUACGAUUCAAAAUGGAGUAUGGUGCAGUACCCACUUUAUCAUCCUGUGUUUCUUUUUUUCUUUGUUUUAAUGCACAAUGCUUUAGAAAUAUAUCACAGCUAUGCACAAACUUGCUCAGACUAUAUUUGAGCAGUUUACAUAUAUACAGGGGAACUAUCAUCUGCUGGUUUCUGGUAUCUGAAACCUUCUUUUAAAAAAUACAUGAUUUUUUUUUAAAAUAUAAAAGCUGUUUGAGUUAUUGCUGGGAACAGUUCCUUUGUUUAGACUGUGCAGAGAAUUAUCCCUCCUCCACAAGUUUAAAAUCAACAUUCGCAUAAAUGUGUUAACAUCAGUUUUGGGUUUUAGUUAGGUUGGAUUCUUGCCUCUUUUUGUGGGGUUUCAUUACACAUUUGCAUUGAAGGGUAAACCAGUCACAAAUUCUUAAAAUUGAAGGAAGCUCUUUCAGCUCAAUUCAGUGAAAACAUCUUCUGCAUAUCCUCUGCUGUUAAUUAUAUUCUUGGGCUGUAGGUAUGGAAAGCUUAAUGGGAAAGUUAACAAUUGCUUUUAGAAUCUCUCCUCCUUUGAGGGCAUUAUUGCAGAUAAAACAGAUACAGAUUACUUUCACAGACAGACCUGUUUUCACUUAAGAAGAGAAUUCUCUUUUCAUUGUCACAAACUCAUGUUCAUUGCUUCCAAGGCCUCAUUCUAAAUUGUUCCUGCCCAAUAAAUACAAGCCAAUUAGAACACAUGCCAGGCUUUUUCCUAUUAGGAUUAGUACACUCAACAUUUUAAACUUCUCACAAAGCAAUGAGCCAUCUCAUUAGUUCCAUCUUGUUUAUCAGCUUUUCCAAUGAUGAAUGCUCUUAAUUUAUUGUGCAAGGAAAUAUUUACUUCCCUGGUUCCUCAUGUUUGAAAACCAAUGUCAACUUUGAAAAUAAUAAAAAUAAAGCACUCAUUCAUUAAAUA